AUGGGCGGCGCGGUGGAUCUCAGGAUCAAGCUUCCGACGGACGGCGACGACGUCGGGGUCGUGCGGGCGUCGACGUUCGCCAGGGCGCGCGCUUUGGGCUACCGCGCGGUGGCGAUCGAUGGAAGCGUGGACGCGUCGAAAGGCGAGCGGUGUCGCGCGCUGCUCGAGCGCGUCACGGCGAACGCGAGCGCGUGUAAGAAGGACGCGGGCGAUGGUUUGGAAAUCGUGACGCGGUGCACGAUCGCAUUUGCCGAGCCCGGGGAGCUGCAAGGGGUCCUGGGAAGGUGCUCGAGAGAGGUGGGGGGAUUCGACGUGUUGGCGCUCGAGCCGACGAGCGAGCGGGCGUUUGCGAGCGCGUGCGCGAAUAAACACGCGGAUGUGAUCGCGAUCAGGGCGAACGUGCGAUUGCCGUACAAAUUAAGUGCCGCAAACGUUCGCGCGGCGAUCGAAAAUAAGAUUUCGUUCGAGCUAUGUUACGGAGACGCGCUGAGGGACUCGACGUCUAGAAUGUGGUUCUUCUGUAACGCGAGCGCGCUCGCGCGAGCGACGCGUGGCGGUCGAGAUCGUGUCGUGUUGUCCUCAGGAGCGACGCGAGGGAUAGAGUUACGCUCGAUGCACGACGUGGUCAACUUGGCGACAUUCGCUGGGAUGACGGAGAGCGCGGCGCGCGCGGCGCUGACGACAAGCGCUCGAUCCGUGCUCUCGCUUCGCGCGCGCAGAAGAGACGCCGAAGCUACCGAGAGCGAAGUCGUCGAUCGAAUGGACGCGUCGUGA
This is a messenger RNA of Ostreococcus tauri, 774 nucleotides long. RefSeq names its product RNase P subunit p30. The coding region runs from base 1 to 774 and encodes 257 amino acids. Gene Ontology annotation, cellular component: nucleolar ribonuclease P complex. The transcript has 2 exons. NCBI's taxonomy places the organism in Eukaryota, Viridiplantae, Chlorophyta, Mamiellophyceae, Mamiellales, Bathycoccaceae. Gene Ontology annotation, biological process: tRNA processing. Gene Ontology annotation, molecular function: RNA binding. The record is from RefSeq and is a predicted model, not a curated record.